Molecule: messenger RNA, 5462 nt
Organism: Microtus ochrogaster (prairie vole)
Lineage: Eukaryota; Metazoa; Chordata; Mammalia; Rodentia; Cricetidae
Gene: Ccny
Product: cyclin Y
Exons: 9
Coding region: 264-1214 (316 amino acids)
Biological process (GO): regulation of cyclin-dependent protein serine/threonine kinase activity
Molecular function (GO): protein kinase binding
Source: RefSeq, a predicted model, not a curated record
GCGCUGCCCGCCAUGGCAGCGGCGGGCUGAGCUCUGCCCUGGGCCGCAGUCGCGGACUCAGGCUUCUCCGCCGCGAACCAGGGGCUGAGGCCGUAGCAGCGGUAGCCGCCCGCUUGUCGCCGCCGCCCAUGGCGAGGCCCCGCCGCCGCCGUCGCUGCUGACCCGGGGCCGGCGCGGCUUCCGUCCUCCGCGGGGCGCGGGCGGCCUGCCUUUGCGCCCGCGACCGCGCCCGCGCCCCGGGGCUACCAGCCGGGCGCUCGACGAUGGGGAACACAACCUCGUGCUGCGUGUCGUCCAGCCCCAAGCUCAGGAGGAAUGCACACUCGCGGCUGGAGUCCUACCGGCCCGACACGGACCUCAGCCGUGAGGACACGGGCUGCAACCUGCAGCACAUCAGCGACCGGGAAAACAUCGACGUGAGAGAAAAACGCAAGAGUCUCUUCAUUAACCAUCAUCCUCCAGGCCAGACAUCAAGGAAGUACAGCUCCUGUUCCACCAUCUUCCUAGAUGACAGCACAGUCAGUCAGCCAAACCUCAAGUACACCAUUAAAUGUGUAGCUCUUGCAAUAUAUUACCACAUCAAAAACAGGGACCCAGAUGGAAGGAUGCUCUUAGAUAUUUUUGAUGAAAACCUCCACCCUCUUUCGAAAUCCGAAGUGCCACCAGAUUAUGACAAACACAACCCAGAGCAGAAGCAGAUUUACCGGUUCGUUCGGACACUGUUCAGUGCUGCUCAGCUGACAGCUGAAUGUGCCAUUGUCACCCUGGUAUACCUUGAAAGGCUCUUGACGUAUGCAGAGAUUGACAUCUGUCCAGCCAACUGGAAGCGCAUUGUUCUAGGGGCAAUCCUGCUGGCCUCUAAGGUGUGGGAUGACCAGGCUGUGUGGAAUGUAGAUUACUGCCAGAUCCUGAAAGACAUCACAGUGGAGGACAUGAAUGAGCUGGAGCGACAGUUCCUAGAACUCCUACAGUUCAACAUCAAUGUUCCUUCCAGCGUGUAUGCCAAGUAUUAUUUUGAUCUUCGUUCUCUGGCAGAAGCAAACAACCUGAGCUUUCCCCUGGAGCCCCUAAGCAGGGAGCGUGCCCACAAGCUUGAGGCCAUCUCUCGUCUCUGUGAGGACAAGUACAAGGACCUGAGAAAACCCACCAGGAAGCGGUCAGCAAGUGCUGACAACCUGAUUCUACCACGGUGGUCCCCCGCCAUCAUUUCCUAACUGGGGCACCCUUCUGAGGUUAUGCCAUCCCUUGGUUUCUCCUCUUGUUUGAGAAAAGAUGAACUUGGGGUGGUUUGUUCUGUUCUUUUUUCCCCCUUCUGUUUGAACACAGCCCCGUCAAGGCUGCCUUCACGCCUGCCUCCACACUGCAUUCUGCACACUAAGAGGCUUUAGGGGAUGUGAAAUCAGUGUUCUGGCACCCGGUAUCGAGCUUUCCCGGCCGUCAUGAACAGCACUUCUUUCAUGGAGGAAAAAGACUCUAAUCCUGGAGAGGAAAUGAAGGAAAGGGAAGUUGUAUUGAGGCAGAGAGUACUUGGUAGCUUGACUGUUUCUGGGUCCCUGUCUGGUCAUAAAUACCAGAUAGAGCCAGAGGUAGGUAGCAGAGUUGAGUGCACAUCCGAGUCAGGAGUGCCAUACUGUGCCCUUGGAAUCGGUAUACUCUGUAAGACUUCCUGUGUUCCUUCUUGCUGCUUUCUUGGGAUUGGGGUGGGGAGUUGUUUGUUCAUUUUUAUUCUGGUUUGGUUUUGAUCCCACAGAGCAGAGAAUAUAGUUUGUACCCACCAUGGCACAGACAUCCAAAUAAAUAGUACUGAUUUGUUUAUCUCUGCAUCAUCUUCUCGAGCUGUCUUCCUCACAAGUGAGAUGUGCUUAUUGUGUUUCUACACACUUGUUUAUAUGAUUCCCCUCCAACAAUAGCCGGAUUAACUUAACUGUAGUGCUGAACCAAAAGUCUCCCUCUCCUGCCUCAGUCCAGGAACGUUCUAUCUAGAUUACAUGGGUGCUUGUGCCUUCCAGUUUUCUUGCAGUUGGUUGUUCUUGGUUUUGUUUUUGUCACCCUUCUCCUUCCCCAGUUCUCUUUUUCUGCUAACAUGAAGGUGUAAUUACAAAACUCAGUCAGACUUUGUUGCUGAAGGCAAUGGUCCUCAGCAUAGGCGUCCUGGAGAGAGAAGCAUCCAGGGAGCCAGGUUUGCCUGACUUCAUUGUGAGGAGCCAUGUCCAUGUGCUCCCUGCCUGGUCAUUCUUCUACUUCCAUGUCCAUUGUUGCAAGCAAUAUUCUUCUUGACUUUUAUAUGUUUACUUUAAAUCAAAUUCAGUCUAUUUGUAUACAGUUUUUUUAAAAAUCUAAAAUUAAAAAAAAAAGUGUGGGGGAGGGAGUGGGUGGGUGGGUAUUCCAGCGGGAAGAUCACUAAAGGGAAAAAUGUUACUAUUUCCUGAGGUAUUUUUCACAGAAUGGUUGAAUAAAAAAAAACUCAAUUUGCAUUUUCAUUGUGGGUGCUUGGAGAAGCUACACAAACUGUGAAGGCUCAUGCUUCCUUUAUUAUAACCAACGUUUGUAUUUUCUGACUGUUUCUGAUUUGCUUUGGGGCUAGAUCAGACUCUUUUGUUGAGUAAAAUAAAGGGGUUAAAGGUACCCUGUCAAUGAGAAAAUCUGACCUGAAGUCCAAGAAUCCAAGUCACUCACACAUAAGUGCUUUGCUUCUGCGCCUUGUAGGUUACAGUGACCAAGGUUUGUAAGUUUUUCAUUGUUUGAGACACUUGGGAUAAAUGCUAGCAUUCAGCUUGUUACAUCCUCCUCUGUGUGAGCUGGGAAGAGUUUAGAAUUGUCUGUUAAUUUGUGUUGAAUACUCAGAAAUCAUAUGCCUGACCCCAACAGGUCCCUCUCCAUGGAACACACUUUGGAAAUGAAAAGAACAAAAUGUCAGAAUCCCAAGAGCAUGGAGCCAGAAAUGUUACAGUCAGGGUUCAGUGGAGUGUGUUUUGCAGUCAUGUUCCUAGUCAGAAGUGUGAGCAGUUCUAGCCUACAUGUCCAAAACAGGAAGUGAAAAAUUAACUACCCUCUUAUCGCACCUUUGAUGAUUUGCUCUAAGUGGGAAACAAAAUCAGCUUCUCUCUUCAAGAACCUUAAACAGAGGCUAAAAUGUAGGAAAGUGUCAUUUCGUAUUCUCUCUUCUCUAGAAGUCUAAAAGGGACCUAUUUUUCUUAGCCAAAUAUGAAUACCUCUUAGAUGAGUUCCUUCCUCUCGUGUAAAAUACCUUAUUUUACCAGCCCGUUUCAGAAAAGAACUGCUGACUUGAUUGCAGAAAUCUUAUUUUUAUUCCUUUUUUUUGAAUGGGAGAUUUGGAAAUUGACUUCUGUAAAUAUUUCAAUGCACCUGAUACUAUUUUGUGGAGUUUAUUAAACUACUUUAAAAGAUUGUACAGUCUAUUUAUUGUAUGUGUGUACACACAGUCUGAUACCUGACAUCAACAGUGACUCCUUAAAGCCUGGCUCAGUUUUAUUCAGACUUAUGGCUGUUGUGUUUAAGCCUUGUGCACUGGACUCUACCUCUGAAUAGGAAACUCCCCUACACAUCAGUGAGUGUUAAUUUGUAUUAAUUGAUUGUGUUUCUUGCGCUAAGGAUUUCAUUCAGUUGUACCGUUUAGCCUGAAUCACUAGGCAUGUAGGUAGAGACCCAUUUCAUUUUCCUAUACGAUGUUGAAGACUUUAUUUUCUGUUCUCUGGAUUGUUCUAAGCUUGCCAAAAGAAAAAGGAGAAAAAACAAAAAAUGUAACAGUAUGUGUUAUUAAAUCAUAGUGGCUGUAACUUGUUUGCAAAGUAGUUUGGUGUCCAGCAGAUAACAGUGGAUGCUGUUCAGGAGUGCUCUCAAUGCAGCCUUUAGUGGAGAGCUCGUCACUGAAGGACAAAGAAGGCCACACAGUUUGUUGACUUUUAAAUUUGAUCUAAACAGCAAAUAUAAUUUGUUGGAGAAUAAUAAACAACACGUCUUGGUAAAUUAUGUUUUACCCUUUCAACUGGGAGAGGAAAGUAGUUGAGUUUAAAUGAAGUUAUUAAAAAGUACUGAGAAUCUGAAGGCCUAGAGGUGCUCUCAUGCCUUAAUGCUCGGGUGAGACCAGCUAAAGCCUCACACCUCCAGCUGUUGAGGCUAGCUCUUCUGUGUUCCUUCUCCAUGGUCUCUGCCUGGGACAUCUCCAUCUUGGGGUUUCCUUUGGUUCAGGGGAUUUUUGCUGCUUAGCUGAGCUUCAAGGCAGAAUUUAGUGAGUCAUGAUUUUGCAUAUUCCUGAUACUUUAGGGACUGCAACCUGGGGCCAUAUUUUAAGUUUUGAGUAUAUAUAUAUAUUCCUAGUUAUUUAUAAGUAUUUAAUAAGUUAAAUAAAUAUAUAUGUACAUAGAACAAAUAGUGUCUGCCUUCCUGCUGUAUUUUUUUUUUUUUUUAGUUAUGUUGAGAUAAAAUUUGACAGGUUUUCCAGGGUGGUAGCACUGGCCUGUAAACCCAGUGGACAUGGCUGAGACAAGGGAUCAUAAUUUUGAGGCUGGCCCAGGCUAUCUAGUAAGGUUUUAUGGGUGGUGAGUAAACUAGUUCUAAGCAGUAUGAGAAUGUGUGUGAGCCUUAGAUGAUUGAAAGACUAUGAGACCACACCCACUUGGGACUUGAAGCAGGUAGGACCAAGGUAGAACACAUGCUGUCAUUAAAUAUUGUCUCUGUCUUACAAAGCGCUGAGGCUGGGUAGUUCUUAAAAAUAUGGAUGAUCUUCUGAAAAGCCAGUCACAGCCAGUGCCUAUACUUGUUAACAGAAGAACCAGGAAACAAAGCCUUCAGCAUUGUUGGGGAAAGUGCUUACUUAGGGCUUGAACCCUACGUUUCAUGAACAAAGAAAACUCCAGGCCCCCAUGGAAAUAACAACUCACUCUUACUGAAUGCAGAGCACCGAGCAGCACCUGAAUAGCCUUCCCAGGGGCAAACUGCAUUAGAAAUGAGGUUGUCAGUGGAGCGUGUGCUCAGUGCUGGUGACUUGGCCAAGCCAUACUCCUAUGCUGCUUGUUAGGGCUUCUUACUGAGUAUGUACACGGUAAGGCCAUCAGUCUUCUGGUGCCACUUUUACUAGAAAUUUCUUCAGAAACCAUACGAAAUGAUUACUUUUAUUGACUGUAUAAGAGUCACUGGAAGCCGCUUUUGUGUGUGCACUGCUGCAGGGUGAGCUAUGCUCAAGCCAAGAUUUGUUAUAAAACGGCAUAGAGAGUUCUAUAAGAAUCUAUUUAUAGUAAGAAAUGCCCUCCAACAUGUUGUCUGACUGGAUGACAUUUGGGUUUUACAGGUCCCAGUAAACUAUCUUGUAUCCUUUUGUGCUUUGUUUGGGGGUAGGGGACUUUAUUCCUUUUGAGUACUUUUGUUUAUAUAAAUAAAUUAUUUCAAAUGUGCAAUCAAAGAAUGUCAUCUCAAAAUAAAUGGAGUUUUGACAAAAUUGUUAA